Chaetomium fimeti is the source of this 1834-nucleotide messenger RNA. RefSeq lists its product as uncharacterized. The record is from RefSeq and is a predicted model, not a curated record. Lineage: Eukaryota; Fungi; Ascomycota; Sordariomycetes; Sordariales; Chaetomiaceae. The transcript has a single exon. Bases 92 to 1576 code for a protein of 494 amino acids.
CAUUCCUCACUGCACCGCUCACCAAACCUUGACGCACACACGCCUUUGGCACUUGGCAGGUAGCCCGGAGGCCGAAGGUAGCUGAGCUGAGAUGAACACUUUUCAACCACAAUGCACCCUUCCCCUCGAAGGCCCUGUCUUCAUACAGCAGCCCAAUGUCCGAUCAACCCUGGACAUCAUAUGGAGUUCGCUCGCCAUCAUCUUGUUGUGCACAUGGUCCAUCCUCCACCUGAACGUCCCGCCGCAAGUACGCCCACUCCCGCCUCCCGAGACCUUCUGGCAGAGCUGCAAACGGGUAUUCUUUGAAGCAUGGUAUCCAUUUUGCAGAAAGCUGAAAUGGUUGAUUCUCACAAUAUUCGUUCCCGAAAACAUAUUCGGCGUGGCCCUGUCCGAGUUCUGGAGCGCGUGCCGAUGCACAAGACAGAUUCAGGAGUUUCAACGCGGCGAGAAACUCGAAGACGAGGUCGAAUGGACCCUGACACACUCCUUCUACGCCAACAUGGGCGGCUUCGUCAUCAAAUUCGCACCCGAGCCGGCGCACCCAUCCGACAGGAUGGGCGGGCAGGGUGCUGAUACUGAACACUUCCUCUGGGCCUUUAUCCAACGUGGUCUCGCUGGGUAUAAGCACCUGGGCGCAUUCGAUUGGAAUUCCCACAAGACGCACUACCACCUAGCCAGACGGUGGAUCGACGAACACCAGGUCCAAGGCCACCGCCGCCACCCCGCGCGUGCCCUGAUCGGCGAUACCUGGACGCUGUCUGCAUCACAACUACUCACAGCCCGGCAAACCGGCAUCAUCAAGAACUUCCCCGCCAUCACCAUGGCCGCCAUCGACGACAAGAACAAGGGCGACCUCGUGGUGAAGCUGCUCGCGCUCGGCCAGGUCAUCUGGCUGAUCAUCCAGAUGUGCGUGCGCGCGCACAGGCAGCAGCCGGUCUCGCCCGUCGAGGUGACGGCGCUGGCCUACGCCGGCUGCUCCCUGUUCACCUACCUGCUCCUGCUCAAGAAGCCGCAGGACGUGCGCACGCCGACGGUGGUCGUGGCGGAGCGGAGCCCGACGUACGACGAGUUCGAGCAGAUCAUGGAGACGGCCCCCAAGCUGCACCCCUUCAUGAACGAGGAGCACCAGUUCACCAGCUACGCGCUGCCGACCUCGUCCGUCUCGGCCUACAGGGGGUACCGGGACCUCAUGACGGCCGGUCUGUUUGGCGGGUUGACUGUGUUUGGAUCGCUGCACCUCAUCGCUUGGAACGCGCACUUUCCGACCGAGAACGAACAGCUGCUCUGGCGCAUUUUUUCUCUGCUGGUUGCGACCCUCCCGAUCUUGAUACUUGCGUCCCACGCACUGUUCGGCUGUCUUUCUGCUCGGUUCCCUGGUCUGGUGGUGGCGGACGGGACGGGCUAUUUCUUUGUGGGGGUGACGGGCAUCCUACUCUGGCUGGUGAUGGGUAUCUCGAUGGUCUUUUUCCCUUUGCUGAGGCUAGGUCUGUUGAUCGAGGCUUUCCGGUCGACGUACUAUCUUCCUCCAUCCGCGUAUUUGUCAACGUGGGCCAGCGAAAUUCCUCAUGUCGGGUAAUAGGAGGAGGCAUUGUAAUGAUUAACGCAACGUCAGGGUUGGAUACAGGAGUUCGCAUUCCCAACCUACUAGAUACCACACCAUGUCCCGAUACCAUGAACAAUAGUUCUUUCAAUUCCCUUGUCCUGAUUCAAACGUUAUAUAUCAAGUUCCUCAGUCUCAGUUCAUUCCAAUUCUAGGUAGACAGCAUGAAUCUAACGCGCCCAAUACCACGCAAAGGCCUCCCCAGUAUACACCCAACAUCUCCACGCCCUGCCG